ACCGACAGGUGAGGAGGAAGAAGAGGAAGUCCGGCUCAGGAAGCUGUAGUUUUGUUGAAGGAUGGGUGGAGUUCAGAGACAAGCGAAUAGCAAAGAGAGUAGCAGUGUCGCUCCACAACACACCCAUGGGAACAAGGAGACGCCAAAGGUUUUUCUCUGACCUCUGGAACAUGAAGUACCUGCACAGGUUCCAGUGGACUCACCUGAGCGAGAGGCUGGCCUACGAGCAGACCGUGCUUCAGCAGCGACUCCGAGCUGAAGUUUCUCAGGCCAAGAGGGAAACUAACUUUUAUCUAAACAACGUGGAGAAAAGCACUCACCUGGACAAAGUCAGGAAGAGGAAGCAGACAGAUGGUGAACAGGUUGAUGAGAAAAAAUGGGACUUUACCCAGCGACCAACAGAGGAGGAGUUUCAGAAAAGGAAAAAGAGAAACUCUGAUACCCAGAGGCACCUGGACAAGACCCGCCUCCUGCAGCAGAAGAGCCAAUCAAAUGUGUCUCUGCUGGCAAAGAUCUUUAACUCCACCCACUCAGAGUAACAGUUGACACAUGUUUUACUACAUGAAGUAAUCUGAAUGUCACUGUUCUCUAACCAACAGGGACACAAUGACAAAAGACUGGAGUCAGCAAGGAUUUCAUUAGCUGCUGUGAUUAAUUGAAGUUGUAAUAAAGAUUAUUGUACUUUAA
Austrofundulus limnaeus is the source of this 687-nucleotide messenger RNA. It is a transcript of the gene abt1, whose product is annotated as activator of basal transcription 1. Gene Ontology annotation, cellular component: nucleolus. NCBI's taxonomy places the organism in Eukaryota, Metazoa, Chordata, Actinopteri, Cyprinodontiformes, Rivulidae. Gene Ontology annotation, biological process: endonucleolytic cleavage in ITS1 to separate SSU-rRNA from 5.8S rRNA and LSU-rRNA from tricistronic rRNA transcript (SSU-rRNA, 5.8S rRNA, LSU-rRNA); endonucleolytic cleavage in 5'-ETS of tricistronic rRNA transcript (SSU-rRNA, 5.8S rRNA, LSU-rRNA); endonucleolytic cleavage to generate mature 5'-end of SSU-rRNA from (SSU-rRNA, 5.8S rRNA, LSU-rRNA). Gene Ontology annotation, molecular function: RNA binding. The record is from RefSeq and is a predicted model, not a curated record.